AAUUAGCUUGACAAAAACUGCGAAGAAGACGAAAGAAGUCUGAAAAGGUUCAUGAUCAAAAACCGUGAAAGGCCACGGAAAUACAGUUAAAACUACAAGGUUUAGCUUCGGUCAAUUGGGGAACAAGCUCUUACGUUGGUUGAUGACACGGACGGCAAUAAAACCGGAAGCUUCGAUUGACAUAACCAACUCAAACUUGACGUAUCACGGGAUUUGCAACUCGCUGUUCCGGAAAGUUGGAAUAGUUGGCGAUGUGGAGCGAAGUCUCUCUGUCUCUGACAAUAUGAAGUCUGCGUGGCUGCUGCUGCUCCUGGACCUCAGCUGCGUGUCUCUUCAGGAGAGCAGGAGGCCUAACUUUGUCCUGAUGAUGGUGGACGACCUGGGGAUCGGAGACCUGGGUUGCUAUGGCAACACAACACUGAGGACCCCCAACAUUGACCAGUUGGCGCAGGAGGGGGUGAAGCUGACGCACCACAUCGCUGCAGCCAGCCUCUGCUCUCCCAGCAGGGCGGCGUUUCUCACCGGACGAUACCCGAUACGAUCAGGUAUAGCGGGUGAUGGCAGAAACUGUGUCUUUACAUUCAUCGCUGCGUCUGGAGGACUCCCCAGCCAGGAGGUGACCUUUGCUAAGAUUGCCAAACAGCAGGGCUACGAGACAGCUCUCAUCGGAAAAUGGCACCUGGGACUGAACUGUGAGAGCAGCGAGGAUCACUGCCACCACCCCAGCGUCCACGGCUUCAGCUACUUCUUUGGGAUCCCGCUGACCAACCUGCGGGACUGCCAGGCGGGACACGGCACCGUCUUCAUGAUCUAUAAGUAUUUACCGUACAGGACGCUGGGCAUCGUCUGCCUCACUGCGGCUGUACUCCACUACGGCGGCGUUUUCGCCCUCCGCCGAUGGCUGCUUCUGAGCCUGCUGACCCUGGCGGCUGCAGCCGCAGGUCUGAUAGCGGCGCUCAUCGUGAUCAUGCCGUACAUCAACUGUGUUCUCAUGAGGGACCACAGAGUUGUGGAGCAGCCGUUUACGUCUGAAAACCUGACGCAGAGGAUGACUCAGGAGGCCGUGGACUUCAUAGAGAAGAACUCGGCGAGGCCUUUCCUGCUGUUCUUCUCUUUCCUCCAGGUGCACACGGCCAUGUUUGCUUCAGCGGCGUUCAGAGGAACGAGCCGCCACGGUAUCUACGGAGACGCCGUCCACGAGGUGGACUGGAGUGUAGGUGAGAUCGUGCAGACUCUGGACAGACUCCGACUGAGUGAAAACACUCUGGUUUACCUGACGUCAGACCAGGGCGCUCAUCUGGAGGAGAUCUCGGCCAAAGGAGAAGUCCACAGAGGAUGGAAUGGAAUAUAUAAAGCAGGGAAGUCCACAAAUUUUGAGGGCGGGAUCCGGGUCCCGGGAAUCCUGCGCUGGCCGGGGAACAUCCCCAGCGGCAGACAGAUAGACGAGCCCACCAGCAACAUGGACCUGUUUCCAACGGUGGUGCAGCUGAGCGGAGCGACAGUCCCACAGGACAGGCAGAUAGACGGUCAGGACCUCAUGGAUCUGCUUCAGGGGACAGUUGAUCGUUCCAACCACGAGUUUCUCUUCCAUUACUGCAACGCCUACUUGAACGCAGUCAGAUGGCAUCCCAAAAACAGCAGCUCGGUGUGGAAAGCCUUUUUCUUCACCCCAAACUUCUACCCAGAGAACGAGACGGCGUGUUUCCACACGCACGUCUGCUUCUGCACGCCGGGCUACGUGACGUACCACGACCCUCCGCUGCUCUUCGACGUGUUCAGGGACCCGUCGGAGACGACGCCACUGACUCCCGACACUGAGCCGGCCUUCCACGCCGUCCUGGCUACAAUGGAGGCGGCAGCCGAGACACAUCGCAAGUCGGUGGAGCCGGUGGAGAGCCAGAUAUCGCCGGGGAAUGUGAUGUGGAAGCCCUGGCUGCAGCCGUGCUGCUCCACACUCACACAGCUCUGUCAGUGCCCGCAGGAUGCUUAACUCUCUUCACACUCAUUCCUAACAGGAAACUCCAGGAGACUUUCACUUAGAACUAAUCUUCUCAUAUUUCUAUAAAAAAAUCCUAAUAUGUUGGUCUAUGUCUGUUGAGCCAAAGUGGGCCUUCAAGGUAUUAAUAAAGUCUUACAUUUAAUAUUCUAAAGAGGUCUUGAAAGUCUUAAAUGAUGUCUUUUCCUUUGGUAGGAUUAAAUAAAGGUGUUGUGUGGGACUUUA
Molecule: messenger RNA, 2221 nt
Organism: Perca fluviatilis (European perch)
Lineage: Eukaryota; Metazoa; Chordata; Actinopteri; Perciformes; Percidae
Gene: sts
Product: steroid sulfatase (microsomal), isozyme S
Exons: 12
Coding region: 143-1990 (615 amino acids)
Molecular function (GO): arylsulfatase activity
Source: RefSeq, a predicted model, not a curated record